AUGGGCUAUCCGAAAAAGAGACUUGGGCUUUCAACGAAGAAAGAUGGCGGCUACUCGAAGUUGAUUGUCGCCUGCUCGGCCCUGCUUUCUGGAUUUACUUUCGGUUUCUCGGCUUUUCAGAAUGUCCUCACAGCCUCAUGGAAGGGUUCCUAUGGUUUGCCCCAAGAAACAGCCUCCUUGCAUCAGCGAUUCAACCAAGGCUUCCUCUACUUUGGCGCGAUGUUCCUCUCCGCUUUCUACUCCAAGCUCUCUGCUCGCGAGUGGCUCACUCUUUCCACUGUCUUUUCGCUUGUCGGCUACUUGCUGAUCUACUUUGCUAACUGGUGGCCUGCCGAGUACUUUGUCAUCCCGCAGAUUAUUAUGGGAAUUUUAUCCGGCAUCGGCGCUGGCUUUUCCUUCGGAAUCAUUUGCAUCACCCCACAGAAUUGGCUAGACGAGACUCGCAACAAAUGGAAUCCCUACCUCUUUAUUGGAGCUCCUAUCUUCAUUACUGCCCUGCUCCCGAUUACCUCCUACCUCGCCACUGUUAUGAGCUGGACAGGCGCGCUUUUGAUCAUGACUGGAAUUUUCUUCCACCAAGCCAUCGUGGCUACUCUCUUCCACCAGCACUCCUCCGAAAUCGAGAGCCAGAAACAACGAGCGCUCGAAGAGAAAGAAAACAAAGUCCCCUUUGGCGAUAAAGUGAAGGAAUUCACCGGCGUACUGAAGAACCCUGGAAUCGUCUGUAUGAUCGUUAAUUGCAUGGUCUGCUCUGGUUUUAUCAUGAGCUCGGUUUUUACGGAAAUUACGAAUGUUGCUAUUGAAAUGGGAAUUGAUGGAGAAAAGGCUGGUCAGCUGAUUUUGUGGAGCGCUAUUCCAGAGGUGCUCUUCCGACCUCUUUGGGGAGAGCUAACCAAGUGCUUCUCCGAAACCACUCUCCAAUUCGCGUGGACAGCGGUUCUCCUUGCUUCUCAAAUCGCCUUUAUCUUCGCUGAAAGUUACUGGAUGUUUGCCAUCGGCUUAGUUCUCUUUGCUCUUGGCUUGGCUGGCUACUCUGGUCUCAAAUACGUGAUUUUGAUCGACCUGGUCGGCGGGGCCAACCUCAACAAGGCCCUCUUCUUCGACCAGAUGUUUGACGGGCUGAUGACGCUUAUUGUGCCGACGAUCAGUAACCUAUUCAUCGCGGCGAUGGGCACCAAGAAGGUCUUGUUCAUUGUGAACGCUGUUGCCGCUUUUAUCACUUUGUUCACAAGCUGGCACAUCUACCGAGUGUUGAAACGAAAGAAAUACGAAGAACCAAAGAAAGACGAGAAUCAGAAUGAAAUCAACGAAGAGAACAUCGUACUUGCUGAGAAAAAAUCUCUCACUGCGAAAGAAGAAUAG
Messenger RNA from Oikopleura dioica, 1362 nucleotides. Lineage: Eukaryota; Metazoa; Chordata; Appendicularia; Copelata; Oikopleuridae. The record is from the annotation of a GenBank genome assembly.